Messenger RNA from Capsaspora owczarzaki ATCC 30864, 4149 nucleotides. Its product is annotated as zinc ion binding protein. Lineage: Eukaryota; Filasterea; Ministeriida; Capsasporidae. The transcript has 12 exons. The record is from RefSeq and is a predicted model, not a curated record. Bases 1 to 4149 code for a protein of 1382 amino acids. Gene Ontology annotation, biological process: telomere maintenance via recombination; chromosome organization involved in meiotic cell cycle; telomere maintenance via telomerase. Gene Ontology annotation, molecular function: ATP hydrolysis activity; double-stranded telomeric DNA binding; G-quadruplex DNA binding. Gene Ontology annotation, cellular component: Mre11 complex; condensed nuclear chromosome.
AUGUCGACGAUUGAGCGCCUCUCGAUCCAGGGCAUCCGGUCGUUCAGCUCCAAUGACGCCUGCGACAUUCGGUUUCAAACGCCGCUCACCGUGAUUGUCGGCCACAACGGUGCUGGCAAGACGACCAUCAUCGAGUGCCUUCGCUACGUGACCACGGGCGAACUGCCGCCAAACAGCAAGUCCGGCGUGUCGUUCGUGCUCGAUCCAAAGCUUGCAAAGGAGCGCGAAGUCAAGGCGCAAGUCAAGCUGCGCUUCACCAACGUCAGUGGCAAGUCGAUGGUGUGCAGCCGGCGCCUCCAAGUCACACAGACAGCCAAGAAGGCGUCGUGCAAGACGAUCGAAAGCACGCUGCUGACGAUUGAUCCGGUCACUGGAGAAAAACAAAGCAUCAGUUCCAAAUGCGCCGACAUGGAUCGCCUCAUCCCGAUUGAGCUCGGUGUGUCCAAGGCAGUGCUUGAAAAUGUCAUCUUUUGCCACCAAGAGGAAAGCAGCUGGCCUCUGAGCGAGCCAAAGAAACUCAAGGAAAAGUUUGACGACAUCUUUGCUGCAACCCGAUACAUCAAGGCUCUUGAAAACAUCAAAAAGUUCCGAGACGAACAAGUCAAAGACGUGCGGGAGAAGGUCAUUGAGCUGGAGCAUUUGGAAAAAUGCCGCGAUGCCGCACAGGAAAAACGAAGGCUUCAGCAGAGCGUUCGUGCCCAGAUGCAAGCCGCCGAUGAGGCCAUCACCGGCAUUGACGCAAAACUCGAGCCCAUCAACAAGCUGAUUGCCGGCUUGGACACGCAGAUGGCCAAAUUCAAUGCGUUGCAACAAGACCGUGCUGCAGCAGAAAGCGCCAAGGACCAGCUGGUCAAAAACCUGGCCGAGAUUAAAGGCGGCAUGACCAACGAGCUCACCGAGACAGACGCAGAGCUGGCGCAGAUGGAGAAGCGCUUUGACGAACAGUUCCGUCAGGCGGCUGCGCAACGGCGGGAGGCCGAGCAGCAGCAAAAGCAAGCCAACGACGCGCUCGAGGCGCUGCGCGCAGAGUUCAACCGCUUGCUGACGCAGGGCGGACGCGCCGAAAGCGAGCUGGAUGCCUUGAGCAAUCGGGUCAAGGAGCGCGAUGCCUUGAUUCAGACGCUUGCCAACAAGUACCGCAUCGAUGGCUACCGGACCCCCGAGGAGCUUGCCGCCAAACCGCGCGAUGCGGUUGGUCAAGAGUUUCGUCGGCAGCUGGAGCGGGUGCUCAGCGCGCGACGCGCCACCAUCGAGGCAGAUCGCGCUCGCCUUGAGGGCGAGGUUGCAAAGCUGGGGUCGGAUGUGGACGCCCGCAGAAACGACCUUUCCAUUGUUUCAGCUCGUUUCAAGUCCAAAGACGAGGAGGUGCGUGACAAGAAGAAUCGGGCAGCUCGCGCCUUGGAUGAAGCCAAGUCCCUCUGUGGGGGGCAGUCCUCUGCCGCCAAGCUCGAGCAGGAUCUUGCAAAGGAGCAGGCGUAUGCGAGCGAGCUCGAGGUGAAAGUCGCGCAACUCAAGCAGGAGGCCGACAAUCCGCAGCCCAAGGCCGAGCUGCGGCAGACCGAAGCUUCCGUCGCAACAUCGCAGCAGCGCCUGCAGCAGCUGGAUAAAGAGCUCGAGUCUAUUAACUCCGAGCUUGGUGCCCGUGCCCAGCUUGAUCUCAAGCGGCAACAGCGCGACCUCAAGCAAAACGAACGGGAAACCAUGCUGCGCACGCGCGAGCAAGACUUUGCGACGUUGAUUCCCGGGUUCUCGGCUGCAGCGGCCGCAGCCAACACGCGCGACGACAAUCUCUCUUCGGCGCUGGCUCAACUGCUCGAGCGCAAAACCAAGCUCUUGAAGGAAGAGCAAACCCGCCUGCGUGACGCCGAGAACGAGCAUGCCCGUGCCAAGGCGCAGCUGGAAGUGCUUCACAGCGAGAAAAAGCGAGCAACCGCCCAGAGAGAUGCGGCUCAAGCCGAACUCAACAAGGUGCUGGCCCAACCAGAGAUGCAGCCGGCGCCCCAGCCGGGCGACGAGGAUGCUGCGGCCGAACCGUCCUCCGCGGCGGCGCCUGUAGUGCAGAGCACUGGCAACCCUGAUCUCGACCAGCGAUUGACAGUGUUUGAUCGACAAAAGUCCAAGACAGUCAGUGUGCUCGCAACGCUGGAUGCGGCCGAGCUCAUGUACAGCUCGUUCAUCAAAAAGGCUGAGCAGAGUCACGCAUGUCCGCUGUGUGAACGCGCGUUUGGUCACGGUGGCCAUGCCGCCGCCGCCUCCUCGUCCUCCUCGUCCCGCUCUUCAUUGGACGAGUUUGACAAGUUCAUGCAGACGUACAAGAACAAACUGAGCGUCAUUCCCGGCCGCAAAGCCAAUUUGGCAACUCAGCUCAACGAGCUCCAGGCGCUUCUCCAGCGCCUCGACACUCUGCGCCCCUUGAGCACACAGCUGACCGAGCUGGUGGAAAAGACGCUGCCUCGACUCGAGAGCUCGAUUGAAGAUGCCGCGGCCGUUUGCGAGGUGCUUGGCGCGAACGUUGACGAUCUUGCCGCAUCCGUCGCGGAGCAGAAAGAGUCUGUCGAUUUGGCCAACCAACUCCGCGCGGACGCUGCCGCACUGGCUCGGCUUUCGAGCGAUGUUCGGGCGUUGGACAAUGAGAUUGCCGCCCAAGAGCGCACGUUGCAGUCGACAGGAGGCUCGGGUCGCUCUCGCGACCAGGUUUCCGAGGAGCGAAAGAGCUUGGCUGCCGAGCUCGAAAUGCUUCGUCGCUCGGUCUCGCAACUGACGCGAGACAUUCGUGCAAAGGAGGAUGCCGUGAAUGCCGAGCGGAAUCGACUCUUUGAAGUCACCAAAACCCUUGCAAGUCGUGUCAGCCAACUCGAGGAGGCCAAGCGACGUUUUUCCGUGCACGAGGAGCUUGUGGCAGCGGCGCGUGUGCUUGGUGAGGAGCUGGAGACCAUUCAACUCCAGCACAAGCCUGCAGAGGAACGCUUGCGGACGGCCUUGGACGCGCGCGAAACGUCUGAAAAUGCGCUCAAGUCAGCCAACGUCCGCUGGCGCGAUGAAACUGCCACACUGACCCGUGACUCGGACGCGUUCAAGACAUUGGAAGCCGCGAGCAUGAUGCUUGCAGGUAAAGAGGCGGAAGUCGCACGACUCGCCGCCUCCAAGGCCCACGCGUCGCGGUCCAUGGCCGACAAGGAGCAGCAGGUCACGACGCUGCAGGAAAAGGUGGCCAGCAUCCGGCGACAAGUGGAUCGUGAGCAGUCUGUGCGUCGCAAUCUGCAAGACAACAUUUCCUUCCGUCGCAAAAAGAUCGAGGUCCAGCAGUGCGACGAGGAAAUGGCAAACAUUGAUGACGAGCUCAAGCAGAUGAACGUUGGUAUCCUGGCCACUGAGAAGCAGGUUCCGCGCGAUACGCAGCGACAGCUGCAGUCCGAGGCAAGGCGCUUUUUGCGUGCAAAACUGGAGGGCCAACGAGCGACUUGGGCCGAGCAGGACAAGGGCAUCACGCGCGAGUUGCAGACGCCCCUCUACAACAAUGUGGACGACCGCUUCCGCAAGCAGCUCAUCACUGUCAAGACCACCAAGAUGGCCAACCACGAUCUGGAGCAGUACCACAAAGCGCUGGACAAGGCCGUGAUGAAGUACCACGCCAUGAAGAUGCAAGAGAUCAACGAGAUCAUCCGCGAACUCUGGGCAAAUACGUACAAGGGUGCGGACAUUGAUGCCAUCGAGAUUCGAUCCGACGUCGAUGAAGAAGAGACUCAGGCGUCUGGUCGCAAGUCGUACAAUUAUCGGGUCGUCAUGGUGAAGGGCGAAAUGGAAAUGGACAUUCGCGGGCGCUGCAGUGCCGGCCAGAAAGUGCUCGCCUGCCUCAUCAUUCGCAUGGCGCUCAGCGAAACGUUCUGUUUGAACUGCGGCAUUCUGGCGCUCGAUGAACCCACGACCAAUCUGGACAAGGACAACAUUGACAGUCUGGCACAUGCUCUAGCCAAAUUGGUCGAAUCCAGACGGGCGCAGCACAACUUCCAGCUGCUUGUCAUUACCCACGACGAGGACUUUGUCGCUCAGCUUGGACGGUCUGAGACCAUUCAAACGUACUUUCGAGUCGAAAAGGAUUUCAACCAAACGUCUCGCAUCAUUCCGCAGCAGUUCUCCUUGGACUCUUGA